CUGCCGCCUCAGCAGUCCUCGCUGGAUACCGCUGCCGCCGUCCUCAUUCCCGUCCCCAUCGAUAGCACCGCCUCUUUUCGGACGGGCGCGCGCCACGGCCCCGCGGCCAUCAUCGCCGCUUCAGCUGCCCUGGAAGACUACGAUAUCGAGCUAGGAGUGGAUGUCGCGGAUUUCGGCAUCUACACGGCGCCACCCCUGGAACCCCACGUCGGCGACCCGCAUCAAAUGAUGGAGCGCGUUCGGGCUGCGGUUUCGCACUACGCAUCCCAGGGUUCGGGCAAGCUGACCGGCGUCAUUGGCGGCGAUCAUUCCGCCACCAUCGGGUCGGCCCUGGCCCACCUGGAACGCCACCCGGAUCUGUCGGUGCUCUACAUUGACGCCCACGCCGACCUGCGCGAUGAAUACCAGGGCACUGCCUGGGGUCAUGGUUCGGGGGCCCGCCGCAUCGCCGAACACUGUCCCAUUUCCUUAAUCGGUGUCCGCGCAUUGGCCCUCGAAGAGCGAGAGUUCAUCGAAGCUUCCGGUAUUCCCGCCUGCUACUGGCCACCGGCGAACCAGACGGACAUACCUGACAUAAUCGCCGGCUUGGGCCCUCUCGUUUACGUCAGCGUUGACCUGGACGUCCUGGAUCCCCUCCGAAAUGCCCGCCGUGGGCACACCUGA
Messenger RNA from Geodia barretti, 663 nucleotides. The record is from the annotation of a GenBank genome assembly. NCBI's taxonomy places the organism in Eukaryota, Metazoa, Porifera, Demospongiae, Tetractinellida, Geodiidae.